Carya illinoinensis is the source of this 1254-nucleotide messenger RNA. RefSeq names its product ankyrin repeat-containing protein ITN1-like. Bases 136 to 1017 code for a protein of 293 amino acids. NCBI's taxonomy places the organism in Eukaryota, Viridiplantae, Streptophyta, Magnoliopsida, Fagales, Juglandaceae. The transcript is spliced from 3 exons. The record is from RefSeq and is a predicted model, not a curated record.
UCAUGGGAAAGAUGCUUAAACUUCUGGUCGUUCAAAGGGAUCUAUAACAAAGCUUUGAUGCGCACAAUAGCCCAUCAAUUGGUUGAUCUACUCUAGGUAAACGUUCGACAAUUGCCAGAGAAAGACUUCUCAGACAUGGUUCAAAACCAUUCGUCUUUCCUUUUUGAUGCUGCAAUAUCAGGGAACGUUGAGUUUCUAAUUAUACUUAUACGAUCAUAUCCUGAUCUCAUAUGGAGUUUAGACGAGAAAAAAAGAAGUAUAUUUCACUUUGCUAUUAUAUAUCGGCAAGAGAGUGUAUUCAAUCUAAUAUAUGAGCUAGGUGCCAUCAAGGGUAUCAGCGCCCUCUAUACUGACAAUCACCAUAACAAUAUGUUGCAGUUAGCUGCAGAAAUAGCUCCUCCAGACCGACUAAAUAUCAUAUCAGGGGCAGCACUUAAAUUGCAACGAGAGCUAUUGUGGUUUAAGGAGAUAGAAAAGAUUGUUCAACCUUCAUACAGAAAGAAGAAGAAUAUAGAUGAAAACAAGAAAACUUUAGAUACACCAUGGGAAUUAUUUACGAAGACACAUAAGAAUUUGCACAAAGAAGGUGAAAAGUGGAUGAAGGACACUGCAAACUAUGGCAUGCUUGUGGCGACAAUGAUUGCCACUGUAGUUUUCACUACAGCCUUCACUGUACCAGGUGGCAACAAUCAAGAAUUAGGCACUGCAAUUUUAUUAAGUGGCAAAUGGUUUAUGGCGUUCUUCAUAUCAGAUGCAAUUGCAUUGGUCUCCUCAUCGACAUCGAUAUUAACGUUCUUGUCAAUCCUCACAUCACGCUAUGCAGACAAGGAUUUCCUGUACUCAUUACCUGCAAGGUUGUUGCUUGGACUUGCAACACUUUUCAUCUCUAUAGCAAGCAUGGUGAUAGCUUUCAGCGCUACCUGCUUUCUGGUAUACGACAGUGAAAUCACGUGUUCCAAUUAUUAUAACAAGUUUGGCUGCCAUUCCAGUUACAUUGUUUUUAACUUUACAUUAUAGACUUUGGGCGGAUAUAUUCCGCUCAACAUAUGUUUCUAGGUUUCUUUUCCGACCACAUGAACGUAGAGUUUUCUAGGAAAAAUUCAACUAGGCAAUUGACUGUUGUAUUUAAGUUCUGUUGUUAGGAUUUUUCCCUCAUACAUAUUGUUUUGUCAUAAAGGAUUGUCGGAAUUUUCUAUUUUUGCACUAGUUUGCAAUUUAUCAAUGUGGGCUAGAAAUGCCCACCCUUACCCUAAA